CUGCAGUCGCUUUAGUCAAUCAUGCUGAUGCUGGAGGAAAUGGCCUUGAACGACUCAAUGGCGUUGUUGUUGAGUUGCUCGACGAAGACGAAAACGUUAUAGCCGAAGACUCUCACAAGCCGCGACUCAUGGGAGACGAAAUGGGUGAUGUAUACGUUAUGAAGUUUGAUAAUGAACCAGCCAUUGCUCAUAAGGUUCGAGUGAGGAUAUCACAUGCCGCGGGCAGCUGCGAGGCACUCAAGCUUGCUGAAGUCGCAGUGAUGGGAGAAUGCUUGGACGACGGUGAACACUGCAAGACAUGGCAGAACUGCAAGCAUCAGAACAUCGCUCGCUGCAUGCCCGCUACGCAGAGCUCAACAUUUGAAGGAGGCAUUGCAGCUCGGGCUGUGGAUGGACACACCUCGCUGGAACACACAAAACGUGAGGAACAGCCAUGGUGGAGUGUGGACCUUCUCGGGUCUCACCCUGUCACUGAGGUAGUCAUCCACAAUCGCGAAGAUUGCUGCUUUGAACGUCUGAACGAAAUUGAAGUAUCGCUGUUGGAUGAUGCCGGCAACACAGUGUCUACCAUAAAACACGACCCUGCGACUGAGGGUGUGAUCGAGGGAGCUUGGACUGCAGUCUUUGCCGAAAACGGAACAGUCACGGCUUCCAAAGUACGCGUCACUGCCAACCAUCCAGGCAGUGGCGAGCCCUUGAAUCUUGCAGAAGUUCAGGUGAUGAGCCCUUGCACAGAUUCCAGUUGCCUCACCUGGGCAGAUUGUGACAAUGGCAACAUUGCGCAGUGCAAGCCCGCAGAACAGAGUUCCACUUUGGAAUCAGAUGUGGCGGCCAAUGCUGUCAAUGGACAUGAAUCAUUGGCUCACACCGACUGCGAGAAUAAUCCGUGGUGGCAGGUUGAUUUACUAGGCCCGCGACCUGUUCAAGGAGUUGUGAUUCACAACCGCGAAGACUGUUGUUGGGAACGCUUGAACGGGGUACUUGUGGAGCUCAUGGAUGACAAUAAUUCCACUAUUGGCUCCAUAAAGCACGACCCCGCCACGAUGGGAGAGAUCAAGACAAUGUGGGUCGCAACGUUCAACAAUGUCACGGCGACCAAAGUGCGGCUGUCUGUCGAGCACGAAGCUGGAUCUUGUGGUUUCCUUAAUCUUGCAGAAGUGGAAGUUCGCAGCAAAUGUAUCGAGGGAGAUGCCUGCCUCACUGGAUUUGGAUGCGACCAUGGUAACGUUGCCAAGUGCAAGCCUGCAAGGCAGAGUUCGACUUUGCCUGCUAUGGACGGAAUGACUCUCUAUCAGGGUGUCGCUGGAGAUGCGGUCGAUGGAACAGAGUCGCUGGCCCACACUGACUGCGAGCAAAAGCCGUGGUGGGAAGUUGAUCUCAUUUACCGACGAAUAGUGUCUGAAGUCGUCAUUCACAAUCGAGAAGACUGUUGUUUCGACAGGCUCAACGGCGUCAUCGUAGAUCUCUUGGAUAAGGAGCAUAAUGUGAUUGCCCGAGUGAAACACGACCCUGCCAAAGAUGGAGAGAUUAGAACGAUGUGGCUGGCUCAUUUCCCACCCUUGUCAGUGGCUUGGUUCGUCCGGGUCAUGACGGAACACCCCGCUGGUACCUGCGGCUUCCUCAACUUGGCCGAAGUGGAAGUCAUCAGCACGUGCGAAGAAGGCGAUGCGUGCAUGGACCCAGCAAUCGAAUGUAUUCAAGGCAAUGUUGCUCAAUGCAAACCAGCUCGACAAAUCUCCACCGUUGAGGGUGCCGUGGCAAGAUACGCAGUGGACGGCGAGCAGAGGCAUUCUCGCACGGACUGCGAAGAGCGACCAUGGUGGGAGGUGGACCUUCAAGGCGAGUAUCAUGUCAGCGAAGUGGUGGUCUUUAGCCGUCAAGACUGCUGCUUUGAAGAGCUGAACAAUGUUAUUGUGGAGCUGGUAAACUCGACUGGUGACACUGUCAGCAUGGUGCAGCAUGAUCCCAUCACCGACGGUGCUAUCAAUGCCAGUUGGACAGCAAAGUUUGACGGCUUUGGUGACGUGGCCAACAAGGUGCGGGUAUCCCUUCUCGAAGAUGUGGGCGAAUGCAGUUUCCUGAACCUUGCUGACGUUCAGGUAAUGAGUACCUGUCUAAACACUGAUGCGUGCUACUACGGAUACACUUGUGGAGACGGCAAUGUCGCUCAAUGCAAGUCUGCAUCACAAAGCUCUACCCGAGAAGGAAUGGUUGCGACCAAGGCAUUGGAUGGCGAAGAAUCCCUUUCGAUGACCGAUUGCGAAGUUACUCCGUGGUGGACAGUGGAUCUCGAGAGUGACUAUCCAGUCAAGGAAGUUGCUGUCUACAACCGACGAGAUUGUUGCUUUGGUCAGCUCAACGGUACUCUGAUAGAACUGUUGGACUCGAGCGGUGGCGUGGUGGCGACUGCUCAACAUGAUCCAGAAACCAUGGGUGAGAUUCGAGAUGUUUGGUUGGCGCAUUUUGAUCCUGUUAAUAGUGCUCCCGCACGGUCGGUACGAGUCUCCGUCCGGCACGAAGGAGGCCAAUGCGGCUAUCUGGAGCUGGCGGAAGUGCAGGUCUUGAGCGCUUGCCUUGAGACUGACGCUUGCAAUACAGGUUAUAGUUGCGAGCAAUCUUGGAUCGACGCCGAAUAAAAGAGAAAGACAUUAAUACAGAGGCUUGCUCCUCGCUCUGAGAAAGAGCGAGUUGAAAACUGUAGUUUGGCUUGACCGACAGAGAGCAGCUGAUAUCGCUUCGAUUCUGUUUCCCAUGGACUAAUAAUACAAUGCAGUGCACACUGUACAGGAUAAAAGUUUAUAUACAUAUUCAAAGAGACAUUUCAUUUC
Messenger RNA from Seminavis robusta, 2828 nucleotides. Lineage: Eukaryota; Bacillariophyta; Bacillariophyceae; Naviculales; Naviculaceae. The record is from the annotation of a GenBank genome assembly.